Molecule: messenger RNA, 1716 nt
Organism: Rubroshorea leprosula
Lineage: Eukaryota; Viridiplantae; Streptophyta; Magnoliopsida; Malvales; Dipterocarpaceae
Source: the annotation of a GenBank genome assembly
CACUUCACAACCACACCCAGACUCGGACUCAGAAGUCAGAGUCUUCCAACUAUAACCUUCACAAUUUCCUCGAAACUCUGCUCACCCACCACCAUAAAUGAUUACCCUUUUCAUUUUUCCUUCAAUUUCAAUUCUUUCGUACACUAUUUGACCCCAAAUCUACCUCCUUUAGUUGAAAAUUUCAAUGUGAACUCAUAGGCUUCAAAUUCAAAGCUCAAAGCCUACAAUAAUGUCUGUUCCGGAGCUCAAGGAACGCCAUGACGCGGCGACUGAGAAGGUCAACCGUCUCAGAGAGCGCUUGAGGCAGAAAAGGCUUCAACUUCUUGACACUGAUGUUGCUGGUUAUGCAAGGGCACAGGGGAGAUCUCCUGUUACUUUUGGCCCUACAGAUCUGGUCUGUUGCAGGACCUUGCAGGGACACACUGGGAAGGUAUAUUCAUUGGAUUGGACUCCAGAAAGGAAUCGGAUUGUUAGUGCAUCUCAAGAUGGACGUUUAAUUGUAUGGAAUGCACUAACAAGGCAAAAAGUUCAUGCAAUAAAGCUGCCUUGUGCAUGGGUUAUGACAUGUGCUUUCUCCCCAACUGGUCAAUCAGUUGCUUGUGGUGGCCUUGAUAGCAUUUGCUCUAUAUUCAACUUGAACUCACCAACUGACAACGAUGGACAUUUACCAGUAUCAAGAAUGCUUAUUGGUCAUAAGGGCUACGUUUCCUGCUGUCAGUAUGUUCCUAAUGAGGACUCUCAUCUGAUUACUAGUUCAGGUGAUCAUACAUGUAUUUUGUGGGAUGUUACAACUGGUCUCAGAACUUCUGUUUUUGGAGGCGAAUUUCAGUCUGGACAUACUGCUGAUGUGCUAAGUGUUUCCAUUAAUGGAUCAAACUCAAGAAUGUUUGUAUCUGGUUCAUGUGAUGCAACUGUCCAAUUGUGGGAUACUCGUGUUGCAAGUCGAGCAGUUCGUACAUUUUAUGGCCACAAGGGAGAUGUUAACACUGUGAAGUUCUUUCCAGAUGGCAAUAGGUUUGGAACUGGUUCAGAUGAUGGAACUUGCAGGUUAUUUGAUAUCAGAACUGGGCACCAAUUGCAAGUAUAUUAUGACCAGCAUGGUGAUAUUGAGGUUCCACGUGCGACCUCAAUUGCGUUCUCCAUAUCAGGAAGACUUCUCUUUGCUGGAUACUCAAAUGGAGAUUGCUAUGUAUGGGAUACUUUAUUGGCAAAGGUUGUUUUGGACUUGGGAACUCUUCAGAACUCACACGAAGCAAAGAUCAGUUGUUUGGGUUUGUCGGCUGAUGGAAGUGCCUUGUGUACAGGGAGCUGGGAUACAAAUCUGAAGAUUUGGGCUUUUGGAGGGCACAGAAGAGCAAUUUGAGUCUCCAAGGAGUUAAAUGCUUCUAUAUUUGCAACUACUCUACUUUCUGGGGGCAUGACUCCCGGUGAGUGGUAGCUCUCAUCAUGUUUUUCUGCAAGAUUCCUCGACAUUUCAAAAGAAACUGCAACCCUUUCCUGUAAUUGCUAAUGAGGUUGGGAUGCAGAGGAAGAUGAAUGAAGAAUUGCGGAAAAUGCCAUUUCUUUGUUUACUCUUCAUUCUAUACAAGGGGGAGGCACUUUGUUAUUUUUCCUCUGUACUGACCAGCUGUAAUUGCUUAUGAUUUUUUUUUUUCGACACAUUUACUUUUUUACUUACCAAUAACUUGUUGAUUUAAAUAGAAAGAGUUUAGUUUU